Fusarium redolens is the source of this 639-nucleotide messenger RNA. RefSeq lists its product as uncharacterized. The transcript is spliced from 3 exons. Bases 1 to 639 code for a protein of 212 amino acids. The record is from RefSeq and is a predicted model, not a curated record. NCBI's taxonomy places the organism in Eukaryota, Fungi, Ascomycota, Sordariomycetes, Hypocreales, Nectriaceae.
AUGAUCACCACUCUCCAGCAACCAUUCUACCGGAGUCACGCCGUCAUACACACUGCGGCCUCGAUAUUCUCGGGGUUGUCUCGGGCCCGUAUCCCAACCCCCCUCGCACGUCUUCCACAGCGCCAAUGUCGACCAUCCAUCUCUCACCUGCAGCAUCAAACCCGAGGACUACGGACGAUUUACCGACCAUAUCCAGCCACGUCACUCUGCCGUGAUCUGUCAACAGAGGAGAAACUUGACAAGCUCAUGGCGUCUGCAGCAAGAUUCGAACAGGAACUCAAACCGGUUGGGACUAUCAAACAACGUCUCGCAACCAUUGAUCAGAGAACCUCCGAUCUUGUCGGGCUUAAAGAGGAGCUUGCUAAAUGUGCUGAGCGACAAGAAAUCCAAUCUAUGGCAGAUAGGCUCGCCGCAGAACCGAGUGGCGUGACUGUCACAGUGUCUAUGCUAUUAAUCUUCUGUGUGGUUAAAACCGCAUUAGCAUUCGCUACCAAGAUGGAGGAGAAGGAGUCCACCAAGCCAGAAUCGAAGAGUCUAGAGGAGAAAGACACUCCCCAUUCUGGUUCUACAAAGAUCUAUAGGAGGGAGGUCAACAAAGCCGAGCCGGAAACCCCUGAGCCAAAAUUAUUCCCCAAGUGA